This is a messenger RNA of Raphanus sativus (radish), 1115 nucleotides long. RefSeq names its product ethylene-responsive transcription factor ERF054-like. Gene Ontology annotation, molecular function: DNA-binding transcription factor activity; DNA binding. Gene Ontology annotation, biological process: regulation of DNA-templated transcription. The transcript has a single exon. The coding region runs from base 69 to 950 and encodes 293 amino acids. NCBI's taxonomy places the organism in Eukaryota, Viridiplantae, Streptophyta, Magnoliopsida, Brassicales, Brassicaceae. The record is from RefSeq and is a predicted model, not a curated record.
CACUUACACAUAGAAGAAUAAAACAAACAACAAACAAAUACAAAGUGUAAGGCACAAGUGAAACGGAGAUGGACUUUGACGAGGAGCUCAAUCUUUGCAUCACCAAAGGUAAAAGUAUUGAUCCUUCUUUAGGAGAAGCUUCUUCGACGACGUCCCCAAGGUCUAUCAAGAAAAUGAAAAAUCCUGAUCAUAGAUCUAAACCAUAUCUCCCAUUUUCAUCAUUUUCUUCUUCUAACUCAUUGCCGACUUUCCCUUUUUCUCUCAAUCCAACGUUUCAAAAUCAACAACAACUCGGAUACGUUCCCAUUAAUCAACAAAACAACCCUACAAUACAAGGACACAAUCAAAUGAUCUCGUUUGGUCCUCAACUUCCUCAGCAACAGCAGCAGUACAUGUUCAGGUAUUGGAGUGACACAUUAAACCUGAGCCCUCGAGGAAGAAUGAUGAUGAUGAACCAAGAAAGUGUUAUCCCGUACAGCUCAACAAGGCUGUACAGAGGAGUGAGACAACGUCAGUGGGGAAAAUGGGUCGCAGAGAUACGUAAGCCACGGAGCAGAGCACGUCUCUGGCUUGGUACCUUUGAUACAGCUGAAGAAGCUGCAAUGGCUUAUGACCGUCAAGCUUUUAAAUUGAGGGGUCAUAAUGCAACACUUAAUUUUCCCGAGCGUUUUGUGGAUAAGGAAGUCGAGCCCAAUGAUGAAACUGAUGCGUCAAGCUCGCUGCACCAGAAAAAAUCCGAAACGCCACAGCUAAACGAGCCAAGCGAGGGUAGCUUGGAGAGCAAGGAAGUAGCGGUGAGUGAUGGUGGAGUAGAGGAAGGGAUGGCUGAGGCGUGGUUCAAUGCGGUUGCAGCUGGAUGGGGUCCUGAAAGUCCUCUUUGGGAUGAUUUGGACAAUUCUCAGUUUUCACAAAGCUCAACUUCUUCUUGUCCCAUGAGGCCUUUCAUUUGAAAAAGGUCUCACGUUUUAGAUUUUAGAUUAGGGUUCUGAUCAUUAGCAUUUGGAUGGAGACAGUUUUUUGUGAUCUCCCACUCCAUACAUAGUAUGUGUGUGUUCAUCGUUUAUAUGUGUGUGUGCCGCUGAUUUUGCUACAUAUAUAGAUGUCCUAUUAGUUCA